Gallus gallus (chicken) is the source of this 2815-nucleotide messenger RNA. Its product is annotated as outer dense fiber protein 3-like. Gene Ontology annotation, cellular component: cytoskeleton. The transcript has 8 exons. The coding region runs from base 1859 to 2626 and encodes 255 amino acids. NCBI's taxonomy places the organism in Eukaryota, Metazoa, Chordata, Aves, Galliformes, Phasianidae. The record is from RefSeq and is a predicted model, not a curated record.
GGGCGGUGCUGUGGCGCCGUGCGGGAGCAGGAGCGGGGCUCGGUGCGCUCGCGCCGUUCCUCGGCCCUCAUGGCUCCUGCCCGCAGGAAGGCGGCCGCGGGCGCGCGCGGCAGGAAGCUGAGCGCCUUCCUGAAGGACUUCGACCGGGAGGGUAGGCCGCGGGCGGGCGCGCCGAGGCCCGGGCCGCGUCCGACGCCGUGUCCGUCCCCGCACUGAGGAGCCGGGUCGAGCAGCUGCGGACGAACGGGGAGCGCCUGGUCAAGGAGAUGGAGAACCUGUACGACGUGGAGCUCCUCCGGCUGCCCGCGGCGCUCCGCGAGAUGAACUGGCUGGAGUUCUUCGCUAAAGGGGGAAGCCAGAAAGUCGUGGAGGAGGCGGUGACGGUAGGUAUCCAGCACAAAUGGGAACCUUUCCCUCUUGCCUUGUGUGUUCGUGUAGGAGACGAGCCGAAGGCUUUGUGCAUCCGCAGGAGAGGAGCGCUGCUGCGAUAGCGCGGGUUACGCACGCAGCUGCUGCGUUAAGACUUAGCAGGAGGAGAUCCUGUGGUGUCCCCCGCAGGGCUUGCGUGCUCGCGCUGCUCCUUGCCUGGCUUGCCAGGCCUGCUUAAUUUCACGGGCUCGCUAAGGUUGGAAGAGACCUCCCAGAUCCCUUCCAGAAUUGCUGGAUGAUCGGGGUUUCCCCUCUGAGCCCGUGGUGGAAUCACCACCAGCCGCUUACUGCAAGUAGCAUCAGAAGCACGUCGUGUGGAGGGGACCUUUCCUUUAAACGUCCACUUUGAACUGGUAGUCAGGGUGCUAAAAGGAGCUGCGCUUCAGUGCUGAUCGUUUACGAAGCAGCUCCUCAAACUCCCUCAUGUGCUCUUAAGCCAGGCCCCAAAUAAUCGGUGCCUCCGUAGGUAGGCCUGCUGGGGCCGCAAGCUUCCUCUCCUCAAUAGCUGCCUGAGCUUUCAGGGUUCUGCGGGAGUUUGGGAGGGGAGUUCCGUGACACCGGGAGCGUCCACUUCUCUAAGUUUUCUCCUGAGUUCCUCCACACCCUCUGCCUCUCAACGUUACGCAGCUUUGGGGAAGAUCCCCGACCGAUACUGAUAGUGAAAAGCACGUUCUGAAGACGUGGCAAUGUGAACAACGGGAUUCUGUUGGUUUGAACGUUCCAGAAACUUUGAGGGGGAGAAAAGGAGAAGGGUGGGAGGAGGGAACCCGUGAAAACAUCUCUCUGCCCAUUGACAGAUUCCCUGGGAAGAAGGCAGUGGAGGGAAUGAAAGCACUAGCACCCUCGGGACUUUGAAGUAACUUCUGAGGCUCAAACUGUGCCGCGUUGUAUACGAACACCAGACGGGUGUCCCAGCUGUGCUUUUAGGGCUCUCGUAUAUUUAUUUUUAUAUACAUCUAUACACACAGAGCUCCAAAGAACAGAGUGUCAUUCUCAGAAAUGUUCCAGUAGGUUCGAAGUAACGUAAUCUCUCCCUUGCAGGUGACGCUGACCGAGCCUCAGGAGCCCCGGGCGGCACGUGGCUAGAAGUGAGAGCUCAGUCCAUCUGCAGGUGUCGGCAGCGUGCGCUACGGCUUUGUACUGGUUGGGGUGCGAGGCCGAAAAGGCGUGGCGGGCGUGGCUCCAGGCCAGCCAGGAGAUGUCACAGCACAGAUGACAUCACCCGGAGCCCGUGUGCUGUCACAAUGCAUUGCCAUGACGACGCCGGGCCCUCCCCAAGGACAGCUGGCCGCUGGCUCCAGGCGCCUCAUUUGUGAGCUGUGCUGCCCGCAGCCGCUCGCCGUGCCCUGUGCCUGAGAGCAGCCCCAGCAGCAGACUAGCUCAGCCUCAUCGCGCUCGUCCUCCAAGGCUCAGAGAGGUUUGGAGGCACAUGCCUGCCAGCAUGGACGGAGCCUGGGUGGGGACCUGGAGACCUCAUCGCCCACGCGGCCUCAUCUCGGCCCAGUUCCCCAGCCCCGGGCCCCAGUACUCCAUCCCGGGGACAACAGGUUAUGUGGGCCACAGCCCCACCAAAGCCCGUGCCCCCGCCUACACGUUUAGAGGGACCAAACCGCCUGCGGCAGGGAGCUGCGGGCCAGGUCCCUGCUACUUUGUGGAGCCCGCCAUCACCAGGAACGGGAAGUACGUGGCUCCGGGCGCCCAGCUCCGGGGACGACCCGCGACGAAGACCACCGUCACUCCCGGACCAAGUGACUACCGCACCGAGGCAGCCAACAGGCACGUCUUCAAGUGCCCACCGGUGCAGUCCAUGGCCUUCCGGCGGGAGCCCCUCCGGACAGACCACCCUCCAGGUCCUGGCACCUACACGCUGCCCAGGCUGAUGGGGCCCAACACAGUCUACACAUCGGCCAGCCCCUGCUACUCUGUGAGGGGAAGGAGCCAGCGAGGUCGGUUUGACGAAGACCUUGCCAAGACUCCGGGUCCUGCGGCGCUCCCCAAAGUGCCUGUGGAUGCCUACAAGACCAGGGCGCCCGCGUACACGAUGGCAGCCCGACCAAAAGCUGGAGAGGGCAAAGCAGCGAAGCCCGGGCCGGCAGACUACAGCGUAGGCCGGGUGACGCUGAUCAAGCCCCAGGCGCCUGCAUCCACGUUUGGAAUCCGGCAUUCCCUCUACACAACCCCUCUCAUCGUGGAGUGAAACAGCAAAGCCUGGAAGGCCUGGUUUCCUUUCCUGGAACGGAAGGGGAGGGGAAGAGAGAGCGACCAUCUGCCGGUUUCCCUUUGAUUCCAUUUCCCUGCCUCGUGCCUCGGGUUGGGCUUUUGCCCAUUUUACUGUUGGAUGCCAGCGAUAGGAGUAAGUCGUUAAUAAAAUGUACCUUUAUGUAUA